UUCCCUUUUCCAGCCAUGAUCUUCGCUACCUACCUACUCUACCCUCAAAAGGAGGGCGGCUCCCGACCUCACGUGAUACUGAGGUCACGUGACCUGCGCCUCCUGGGAGCCGAAGCCCGGGUUCCAGCUCCGCGAGCCGGAGGGGUCUGGGGUGUGCCGUGCCCAGCGCCCAGUCCCCCGCCCGACGCGACCAUGCUGUCCCGCCUGCUGAAAGAGCACCAGGCCAAGCAGAAUGAACGCAAGGAGCUGCAGGAGAAGAGGAGACGAGAGGCUAUCACUGCAGCAACCUGCCUGACAGAAGCUUUGGUGGAUCACCUCAAUGUGGGUGUGGCCCAGGCCUACAUGAACCAGAGGAAACUGGACCAUGAGGUGAAGACUUUACAGGUACAGGCUGCCCAGUUUGCCAAGCAGACUGGCCAGUGGAUCGGAAUGGUGGAGAACUUCAAUCAGGCACUCAAGGAAAUCGGAGAUGUGGAGAACUGGGCUCGGAGCAUUGAGCUGGAUAUGCGCACCAUUGCCACUGCACUGGAGUAUGUCUACAAAGGGCAGCUGCAGUCAGCCCCCUCCUAACCUCUCCACCCUGCCCCUCCUACUUCACCCAUGGUGGGCAGGAGGGAGGCUGACAGGACCAUGAAUAAAACACAAGCCUCCAUGUC
Molecule: messenger RNA, 656 nt
Organism: Loxodonta africana (African savanna elephant)
Lineage: Eukaryota; Metazoa; Chordata; Mammalia; Proboscidea; Elephantidae
Gene: BLOC1S1
Product: biogenesis of lysosomal organelles complex 1 subunit 1
Exons: 4
Coding region: 16-570 (184 amino acids)
Biological process (GO): endosomal transport
Cellular component (GO): BLOC-1 complex
Source: RefSeq, a predicted model, not a curated record